Molecule: messenger RNA, 618 nt
Organism: Durio zibethinus
Lineage: Eukaryota; Viridiplantae; Streptophyta; Magnoliopsida; Malvales; Malvaceae
Source: RefSeq, a predicted model, not a curated record
UUGGUCUUCUCCAAGCGGAGAUUUUUCCAGGAAAAGAAAAAUCCCCAAUUAAAAACUCUUUCAAUUACAACCCACUUGGAUUGUCGGUCAUUGACGGUUACAAAUUUUCGCUGUAAAAGAAAGUUUGGGUAAAAAAAAAAUGGCUUUGACGAACUUCAUAUUAACAGUGGCGGGCGUUAGCGCGGUGGUUCUUUUACUGAGAAGCGAUGUUAAACAAUCGGCUGCGAUCUUUAGGCGCAACGUUAAGCAUAUAAGGAAUUGGCUUGAAGAAGAAUCUUCUGCUGCUUCCAAGGCAGCUGAGAAGGUAAAGCCCAAGGAACUGGAGUCCAAGGUUCCUCCCAAGGAGAAGGACUAAUGUCUUUAUGGCAAGUUUGGGGUUAUUUAUGAUAAUUUGCGAUUAUCAGGUUUGAAUAUCUCGGUUGCUAUUUAGAAUAAACCGUGGAAAAUGUGUGGGUAUUUCUGCACUUUGAAACUGCUUGAUUUUGUUGUCUCUCCUUUUUCCAUUUGUUAAUACACUGAGCUGUAUUUACUUACAAGGUAAUACUUUUGAGAAAUGUCAAUUUUAUUUGGAUCAGCAUAUUUCUCUGUAAAAAAAAAAAAUGAAAAAAAGAGGAAAUA